Molecule: messenger RNA, 1483 nt
Organism: Echinops telfairi (small Madagascar hedgehog)
Lineage: Eukaryota; Metazoa; Chordata; Mammalia; Afrosoricida; Tenrecidae
Gene: CD5L
Product: CD5 molecule like
Exons: 6
Coding region: 46-1065 (339 amino acids)
Cellular component (GO): membrane
Source: RefSeq, a predicted model, not a curated record
ACAGCUGCAUGCUGCUGCCCUAGAGCCUCCCAGGCUUCCCAGGUCAUGACUCUGCUACUCUCGUUGAUCCUUGCCAUUUGCACUGGACCUGGACUCUUAGGGUCUUCACUUAGAGUGCGACUGGUGAGUGGCCCCCAUCGCUGCGAAGGGCGGGUAGAGGUGGAACAGAAUGGACAGUGGGGCACCCUGUGUGAUGACGGUUGGAACUUGAAGAAUGCGGCCGUGUUGUGUCGGGAACUGGGCUGUGGGGCAGCCAAAGGAACACCCAGUGGUUUAAAAUACCUGCCACUGGCAGACAAAAACCAAGACAUCAUCAACCAACAAAUCACCUGCAGCGGGAUGGAGGCUAGCCUGGCUCAAUGUAAGCUAGAAGAACUGGAUUACGGGAUUUGUACUCACGAGGAAGACUCAGGAGCAGCAUGUGACCAGCCUGUGCAACUCGCUGAUGGCCCGAACCGGUGCGAGGGGCGAGUGGAGGUGAAGCACCAGGGCCAGUGGGGCUCCGUGUGCAAAGCAGGUUGGAACCUCCAUGCAGCCAAGGUGGUCUGCCGGCAGCUGGGAUGUGGACGUGCCCUACUGACCCAAGCAUACUACAACAGAGCCGUCCAGGGGCAAUGGCCCAUCUGGCUGAGCUGGGUAUCAUGCUCAGGAGAAGAACUAACCCUUCAGGAAUGCUCCUUGAGUCCUUGGGGGGAAAGCACCUGCACCCAUGACCAAGACACGUGGGUCCAAUGUGAAGGUCCCUUUGAACUGAGGCUGGAAGGAGGCAAUCACUGUGCUGGGCGUCUGGAGGUAUUGCAUAGGGGUCUGUGGGGCUCUGUCUGUGAUGACGACUGGGGUGAAAAGGAGGACCAGGUGGUUUGCAAGCAGCUGGGCUGUGGGAAGCCCGUCUCUCGACCUUCUCAUGCCAAGAAACCCUUUGUCCCGGGAGCUGGCCAAAUCUGGCUGGAUAACGUGCGCUGUACAGGGAACGAGACGUCCUUGGAGCAGUGCCAGCACCGGUUCUGGGGGUACCAUGACUGCACCCACAAGGAAGACGUGGCUGUGAUUUGCUCAAAACCCUAGCCCAGCCUUCUUGAUGUUUCAUCUGGCUGCGACUGACUCUGGAAUGACCCUCCCCAUCUUUUGGACCCAGAUGACCUCAGUACCCACCCUGAGCCUGCAGACUUCAGCCACAACUCCUCGUCCCCUCUGCAGGACCCUGACUACACUGCUGAGUUCUUGUGCACAGAGCCAAGCGCCGCUGUCCUUGCCUGGAGACAUGUGUCAGGAGGGAAGCCAUGGAACGUUCUUGCUGGGAAAGAUGCCCUUUCACUGUCCUUUCCUCACUGCUGACCUACUGGGAUUGCUUUCAGCUUUUCCCGCCCUUUCUCAAAUUGUGAGGUCGCCCAGGCCUGUCCUUUUGACUCCACAUGCACGCCAUCCCAAGGCAAGAUGGAUGUCUGUCAAAAAAUGGAAGGAAAGAAACAAUAAAAAUAGCAUU